AAACUAAAAAAAACGAGUAGAAUCCGAAGAAGGCAACAAACCCACCGGUGCUCUCGCAGCUCAGCAAUGGCCGAGCUCGCAAUGACGGAGAUGGAGUACCCCCGGCGUCUCCUCGCUGCCGCUGAGAUCGUCCUCCAGAGUGAUCAACGGGAACAAGGAACUCCUUUCUUGGACCCGGCGCACCUCGGCGUCACUGCUAGUCUCAAAUCUCACCAGCUCGAAGGCGUUUCAUGGCUCCUCCGUAGGUACCAUCUCGGCGUCAACGUCCUUCUUGGUGAUGAGAUGGGACUUGGAAAGACUCUACAGGCGAUGUCUUUGUUGAGCUAUCUGAAGGUCAAUGGCAUCUCAACGGGGCCGUUCUUGGUGUUGUGUCCUCUGAGUGUCACGGAUAGUUGGAUGUCGGAAUUUGCCAAGUUUUGCCCGAUUUUAAGGGUACUUAGGUACUUGGGUGACAAAGAACGCCGGCGUGAUCUUAGGAGGAUGAUGCAUGAGCAUGUGCAGAAGCAACCUCCAUCAAUCAAUGGACAAACGGAGUUGCCUUUUGAUGUGUUACUCACCACUUAUGACGUUGCACUGCUCGAUCAGGAUUUUCUUUCUCAAAUUCCUUGGCAUUAUGCAGUAAUUGAUGAGGCUCAGCGCCUGAAAAACCCUUCUAGCGUUUUAUAUAAAGUACUUCAACAAAAUUUCAUCAUGCCAAGGCGCUUAUUGAUGACAGGAACUCCUAUUCAAAAUAAUCUUACUGAGCUAUGGGCUUUGAUGCACUUUUGUAUGCCCGCUGUUUUUGGAACAUUGGAGCAGUUCACUUCUACAUUUUAUGAAGAUAGAAGUUCAUCAACAGGUUACUUAAGUUAUGAUGCGGAUGGAGUUGAGAAACAGUUCAAAAUUCUGAAACAUAUACUAAGAGCAUUCAUGCUGAGGAGAACUAAGAGGCAGCUUGUUGAGAGUGGAACUUUGAUGUUGCCUCCCCUUACUGAGAUUACAAUGAUGGUGCCAUUAGUACCACUGCAAAAGAAGGUCUACAUGUCGAUAUUGAGGAGGGAACUUCCAACACUUCUUGCAUUUUCAUCCGGAGCUCCCAGCCAUCAAUCUUUACAGAAUAUUGUAGUACAACUACGAAAAGCAUGCAGCCAUCCCUACUUGUUCAUUGGCAUUGAACCUGAGCCAUAUGAAGAAGGAGAGCACUUGAUUCUGGCCAGCGGAAAGCUCAUUGUUUUGGACCAGCUACUUGAGAGAUUGCGUGCUGAAGGGCAUCGUGUUCUGUUAUUUGCUCAGAUGACCCAUACGCUUGAUAUUCUACAGGAUUUCUUAGAAUUGCGCAAGUAUACCUACGAGCGCCUUGAUGGUUCUGUGCGUGCUGAAGAACGUUUUGCCGCAAUAAGGAGUUUCAGCCUGCAACCACCUGAAGGCCCUGUUAAACCUGCUGCAGAUUCAAAUGAUGCAUUUGUUUUUAUGAUUUCAACUAGAGCUGGAGGUGUUGGUCUUAAUCUUGUUGCUGCAGACACUGUUAUAUUUUAUGAGCAAGAUUGGAAUCCACAAGUUGACAAGCAGGCCUUACAGCGAGCGCAUCGUAUUGGUCAAAUGAAUCAUGUAUUAUCCAUAAAUCUGGUUACAGAACAUUCAAUUGAGGAGGUCAUCAUGAGGAGAGCAGAAAGAAAACUGAAUCUCAGCAACAAUGUGGUUGGCCAAAAGGAUGAUACUCAGAAAGGAGGAAAACUUGUUGGUGAGGCUGUUGACAUGCGAUCUCUCAUUGUUGGGUUGCAGAUGUUUGAUCCUACUGAUGUUACUGCUGAAAACUUGAGUGAAAAAAAUAUUGCUGACUUGAAUGCGAUGGUUAAUAAGGUUAUUGAAAUGCGCAAGCAUGAGACAUCCCAGGAGGGGCAGAGGUUCGAAAUUAAUCCGGUUAAUUUGUUCGAUAAUGAACUUAUGAGAAGUGUUUCUGAUUCCGCCAAGUUUGACUCCGUACUUGAUGAGGCAGCAUAUUCAUCUUGGGUUGAGAAGUUUCGAGAGGCUUCACAAUCCAUUGAAGCUUCAGCUUUAUCCCUAGGAAAGAGAAGAAAUGUUUUGGAUGAAACACAACCAACCCGUGAAGCUCAACAAAAGAAAGCAGCAGAAAAAAAGUUGGCAAAGUGGGAGGCUCUAGGUUAUAAGUCAUUAGCUGUCAAAGAUCCUGAUCAUAUGGGUGAUGAUCAAAUUGUAGCUGAUUCAGGAUCUGUCCAAUUUGUGUAUGGAGAUUGUACCAAGCCAUCAAGCAUUUGCUCGUUGGAGCCUGCAAUAAUAUUUAGUUGUGUAGAUACUUCUGGAAAUUGGGGUCGAGGAGGGAUGUUUGAUGCGCUUGCUAAUCUUUCUUCAAGCAUCCCGGAUGCCUAUCGUCAAGCUUUCGAGUGCGGUGAUCUGCAUAUGGGUGAUCUUCACUUGAUUCAUUUGACCAGUUUGGAUGGUGACAGUAAUACAACCACAGCUGUUCCUUUGUUGGUGGCCUUAGCUGUUGUUCAAUCAUAUAAUCCUAGACGGAAAGUUCCACGAAGCAACAUCUCAAUGCCUGAUUUAGAACGAUGCUUGGCCAAGGCAUCCUUUACGGCUGCUCAACAAUCCGCAUCUAUUCAUAUGCCACGAAUUGGCUACCAAGAUGGAUCCCAUCGUUCAGAGUGGUAUACCGUGGAACGUCUGCUCAGGAAGUAUGCUUCAAUCCAUGGUAUUAAAAUCUAUGUGUACUAUUUUCGCCGGCCUUCAAAGGAGGAGCACCCGCAACAAAGCUAAAUUUUCUAUUUAUGUUUUCUUAUUGGAAAGCUUUGGCUCUUACCUUCAUUAUGGCCAUUUGUUUUUUGGGUUUAUAGGUCCAGGCAUCUCUUUUUAAUUUAUUUUGAUGGUUUAGUUUGAUGGUAUAGUAGGCAGAAUAUGUUAAGGUAGUAAUCGUCAUAUUCCCUGCUUCAAUUCCUAUGGCUGAUUUAACGCUGAUCAUUUA
This is a messenger RNA of Dioscorea cayenensis subsp. rotundata (Guinea yam), 2962 nucleotides long. Its product is annotated as probable helicase CHR10. Lineage: Eukaryota; Viridiplantae; Streptophyta; Magnoliopsida; Dioscoreales; Dioscoreaceae. Bases 67 to 2757 code for a protein of 896 amino acids. The transcript has 17 exons. The record is from RefSeq and is a predicted model, not a curated record. Gene Ontology annotation, biological process: chromatin remodeling; DNA repair. Gene Ontology annotation, molecular function: ATP-dependent chromatin remodeler activity; ATP binding; DNA helicase activity.